Parnassius apollo (apollo) is the source of this 342-nucleotide messenger RNA. The record is from the annotation of a GenBank genome assembly. NCBI's taxonomy places the organism in Eukaryota, Metazoa, Arthropoda, Insecta, Lepidoptera, Papilionidae.
AUGAUUUCAUUGGAGUGGUCUACCCAGACUGAAGCAAUAGGCAUCGAAGGUGAAGGUCGUCUUCGUGGUCACGUGUGGGACUCUCCGACGGGCGUGGAGGACGAAGCGGCACCGCCCAUGACCGCUCACACCGCAUACGCGAUUUACAUUUCAGCCAAAGAAAGUUCUGAUGAGUUUGAUCUCACACCAGCAAUCAUGGAUCAAGAUGACGACUGGAUGUAUUUACCUUUAGAAAACUACAAAAAUAAUUUAAAUGAAAAUGAUUACGUAAUUUCAACAAAAACUCAGGCAGACACAGCAAAUCGCGAAACAGAAGAUAUAUACAUAGUGCAGAAAUUAUAA